Molecule: messenger RNA, 480 nt
Organism: Clunio marinus
Lineage: Eukaryota; Metazoa; Arthropoda; Insecta; Diptera; Chironomidae
Source: the annotation of a GenBank genome assembly
AUGGUAUCUGAUAAAAAGAAAACCAAACAUUUCAAGCGCAGCGAAAGUCUUCGCAUCAAAUUGUUAAGGAAAACGAUCAACAAAAAAGAAUUCAUCAAGUACAAAGAGCUUCAAAAAUCUACAGAAGACAUGAAGAAAUUAAUCCUGGAAUUUGAUAACGGAAGGGACCAGGAUGUAGAUAACUUAAGUUUUCUGAGAAGAGGUGGUUUAUCACCAUUAUUCGCAAGAACUUAUAGCACCAAUCAGAGUUUUACUAAUGUCAAGAAAAAUUCAUCCGGAACUAAUCCAUCCUCUUCUAAGGUUCACUUCCAUAAUAAAUUUAGGAAAGAAGAUAAAUUAAAAAAGAUAGCUACAGAGUUAUCAGAGAAAAUUGAAAUUCAUACGAAGAAUUUGAAUCAAAUGAGAGCGCGUCUGGAAAAACAUCAAAAUCUGAAAGUGAAUAAACAUAUAGAAAUGAAAAUGGAUACGUACGAUAUUUAA